Messenger RNA from Lasiosphaeria miniovina, 1398 nucleotides. RefSeq names its product YIF1-domain-containing protein. The transcript is spliced from 3 exons. Bases 214 to 1203 code for a protein of 329 amino acids. NCBI's taxonomy places the organism in Eukaryota, Fungi, Ascomycota, Sordariomycetes, Sordariales, Lasiosphaeriaceae. The record is from RefSeq and is a predicted model, not a curated record. Gene Ontology annotation, biological process: endoplasmic reticulum to Golgi vesicle-mediated transport. Gene Ontology annotation, cellular component: Golgi membrane; endoplasmic reticulum membrane; COPII-coated ER to Golgi transport vesicle.
CGCAAAUGACAGCAUCUCCAAUUCCACGAAAACACUUGUCUUGAAUUUAGCUGUAGACUGAGGUGGCCUCUUUAGAGUUCACACUUUCAGCUAUUUAAAAACCGAAGCAGCGCGACUCUCACGUCUCAACAACCCGCCACAACUCCCAAUCAUUCUCAACGCGAUCGCAUCAACUCCGAGAAAUAGCACAACUAGCCCUUUGCUUUGCCCACGAUGCAGCGGCCAACGUAUGGGCAGUCGCCUCCUCUGCACCACCCUGUCCCGCAACACGUCUCGACCGUUCCACAGCUCAGAUCUCCCCCACCGCCUGCGUUACAGCCCCAAUCAUCACAAGGCUAUGACGGCAGCCCCUACCCGCAGCAGCAACAACCUCAGGGCGCGGCCGCGACGGGGACCGUGUUCGGGCAGUAUGGCAAUUUCAUGAGCGACCCGGCGGCGCAGAUCGCGUCGCAGUUUGGACAGACGGCCUUUAAGCAAGGGCAGGAAUAUCUGGAGCACAAUGUGAAUCGCUUCGUCAACGUCUCGGCGCUCAAACACUACUUCAACGUGACCAACUCGUACGUAAUAAACAAGGUCUUCCUAGUGCUGUUCCCGUGGCGGCACAAGCCGUGGUCGCGCAAGCAGGCAGUAGGCCCCAACGGGCAGGAAGGGUGGUACCUGCCGCCGCGCGACGACGUCAACAGCCCGGACAUGUACAUCCCCGCCAUGUCGCUAGUGACGUACAUCUUCCUCCAGACGCUCAUCGCGGGCGUGGGCGGACGGUUCCAGCCCGAGCUGUUUGGUUACGUCGCGACGGUGGCGCUGGCGGUGGUGGUCGCCGAGAUCUUGGGACUCAAGCUCGGCUGCUACCUGCUAAGCAUCUCCAACGAGUCCCAGCUCCUCGACCUGGUGGCGUACUCUGGGUACAAGUUUGUCGGCAUCAUCGUGACCAUCAGCAUCGCCGAGAUCAUGAGCGGCGGCAAGGGCACCGGCGGCUGGGUUGGCUGGACUGUCUUCUUCUACACGUUUCUAGCGAACUCGCUCUUUUUGAUGCGGUCCUUGAAGUACGUCCUGCUUCCCGAGAACAACGGGGACAGUCGUGGUCCGAUGCAGACGAUGCCGACGGGUGACACACGGGCCAAGAGGAAUCAGCGGACGCAGUUUCUCUUUUUCUAUUCCUAUGUCGUGCAAUUUUGUUUGAUGUGGAUUCUAAGCCGGCCGUAGUUCAUGGAGGUUUGCGACUAAGCGCGAAAGGUGAGGUAUCGGCGGUGAGCGAACGAUUUGGCAAAACGCAGAACAGAAAUCACAUGUGUGUCCUGGUAGAGCAUGGUGAAGUAAAUGGAGGCCAGCGCAUUGUAUAACAUGGUUAAUAGGGGUAAAAAAUAGUAAAAUCAUAACAAUAUCGAAAGGUCCCGACUG